GGUCACGGGGUCGUCGACUUCCUCAAACGAAAUGGAGCUCUCGGCACCUCCUCGCGGCCUCCUCUCCCUCCGCCACCUCUGCCGCCCCUUCGUCGCCGCCUCCACUUCGCCCCUCCUUGCCCUACACUUCCCUUUCCCCAUUCCGACUAAGCCUCUGCUUUUGUCCCGCUGGUCCGAUCCCAGCCCAGUUCGUCGCUCUGUUCUGGGGUUUCGCGAUCCUGGAGCUUGUCUGCUGCGGGCUACUGUCUCCGAUGACGAGAUCUCCACGGCCGGUGUGUUGGACGAUGAUGCCCCGAAGCUGGUCGAAGGGCCAUCGUUCCUGAUGAACUCGAACCCAUCCGGAGAAGAUAAUCUGGAUGGCGGCGAAGCGGUUGAUGAAUCUACAGACAGUCCUUUGUCUAAGUUCGAUAUAAAGAUGGAUUCUGAAGGCACUUAUCCCAUCCUCUUCUUUGGCGCCGGUUCUCUUUUUGCACUCUGGAUUUCAUCUGCUGUUAUUUCCGCACUGGAUUCUGUACCCGUGGUUCCUAAGGUCCUCGAAGUUAUUGGCCUCGGCUUUACAGCCUGGUUCACCUCGAGAUAUUUCAUCUUCAAGGAAAACAGGGAUGAAUUUUUCUUAAAACUUCAAGAUGUGAAGGAGAGGAUAUUAGGCCCUUGCGAUGAUUGAAAAAAUGAGUUUUCUUUACCAUUGUGUGUUCUUUCAACUUCAACUACUAGUUUAGUUCUUAGUUUUUUGUUUAACAGGAUUGGGGAUCCAUCAUUUCUGCUGAAAUAAUAGGAACCUGUCCGGUUCAAUCGAAAUUUGACCGUUUCUAUCGGAAAUAA
This is a messenger RNA of Zingiber officinale, 822 nucleotides long. RefSeq lists its product as uncharacterized. The transcript is spliced from 5 exons. The coding region runs from base 32 to 664 and encodes 210 amino acids. Lineage: Eukaryota; Viridiplantae; Streptophyta; Magnoliopsida; Zingiberales; Zingiberaceae. Gene Ontology annotation, cellular component: thylakoid; chloroplast thylakoid membrane. The record is from RefSeq and is a predicted model, not a curated record.